Molecule: messenger RNA, 1572 nt
Organism: Penicillium robsamsonii
Lineage: Eukaryota; Fungi; Ascomycota; Eurotiomycetes; Eurotiales; Aspergillaceae
Product: flavin monoamine oxidase family protein
Exons: 2
Coding region: 1-1572 (523 amino acids)
Molecular function (GO): oxidoreductase activity
Source: RefSeq, a predicted model, not a curated record
AUGGCUCAAUCUUUCCACCUUUCUUCUCCCAUCACGGGCAUUAGUCCUAUAAAACCUAGUAAUUGUUGCUCCGACCUGGUUGCGCUCGACACUCCAAAGGAGUUGAUCGAGGGAACACACGCAGCGAGGUCGGAGCGCAAGAAGGUGAUUGUGGUGGGCGCUGGCGUUUCUGGCCUACAUGCCGCGGCUGUCCUGCACCGCCACGGUUGUGAAGUGGUGGUAUUAGAAGCACGCGAUCGCAUUGGUGGAAGAAUCCUGACCACCCGAAAGGGUGACCAUGUCCGAGAUAUUGGCGCCGCUUGGAUGCAUGAAACUUCCCAGAACAGCCUGGUGAAACUCAUUCCCCAGCUAUCUAUCCCAUAUUAUUAUGACGAUGGCGUACCUCUGUACUUCACUAGAGAAGGCCGGGCUGGAUCCCAGUUCAAAGCCAAGAAAGUCGCAGACGAGUUCGCAGAUUACUGCGAGUGGUUUUACGAAACUAACCCGGAGGCUGAGGACCGCCCUGUCCACGAAUUCGCGAAAGAGUUCGUCCUCCAACAUCAGCUCAUCACCGAAGAUGAGCGUGAUUGGGCCCCACAGGCUGUCCGCGAGGUAGAACUGUGGAUCGGCACUAGUACGGACCAAGCAUCGUCCAAGCAUCUCUCUUAUUUCAUCACCGAGCGCAAUCUAUAUAUGAAGGGUGGGUAUGAUCGGAUCGUGAACUGGGCUGCGGAGACUCUCCGAAGCGAUGGCAUCAUCAGACUCAACCACCAUGUCGAGGAGGUAGAAUGGAAUGAAGACGGGGCCACGCCAGCUCGAAUUCAGUACAGGAAUGCUGCCGGAGAAAUAGGGUUUAUUGCAGGAGACGCAGUUAUCAUGACUAGCCCACUGGGAGUCUACCACCACAACCUCAUCUCAUUCAAUCCACCCUUGCCGAGUGAUAUCCAAGAGGGAAUGUCUAGGUUCAGCUACGGCGCCUUGGGCAAAGUGUUUUUCGAGUUCGACGAAGUCUUCUGGUCAAAGGAAAACGACCAGUUUGUCUUCUACCCAUCUCCGCCAGAGGAAUCGGAUACUUCAUCCGGGUCGUCUGUGCAAUCCACCCCCAGUAUAAAUUCCAUCGGAGAGAAGGAUAAUAUCCUCAACUACGCUACCGUGACAAUCAACCUAUGGAUUAUGACGGGGAGCAAAGAACUGUGCGUACAGAUUGCCGAGCCUCUGACACAACGCAUCGAGAACAUGCAAGAUCCAAAGGAGAUAUACCUAUUUUUUGAACCACUUUUCAAACUAUUCCGUACAGAACCCUACAAGGCUCUGCCUGGCCUGAUCAAUGUUGAAACAACACAUUGGACCCAGGACCCGCUGGCCGGGUAUGGAACCUACUCCGCCGACAAGGUUGGAGAUGACCCCCAGCUGCUGGUUGAUGCGUUAGAAAACCACAAAUCCAGUCGCUUGCAGUUCGCCGGUGAACAUUGUACUCUCGUUGGGAAUGGUUGCGUGCAUGGUGCUUUCAAGACGGGUGAAACCGCUGCAACAAAUCUUCUUGAUGAAUUUGGCAUUCUGUAUGACGGCGUUGAUGUCACCAGUUCGAGAUAA